Messenger RNA from Alligator sinensis (Chinese alligator), 1572 nucleotides. It is a transcript of the gene MIEN1, whose product is annotated as migration and invasion enhancer 1. Bases 1 to 360 code for a protein of 119 amino acids. The transcript has 5 exons. Gene Ontology annotation, biological process: negative regulation of apoptotic process; positive regulation of filopodium assembly. NCBI's taxonomy places the organism in Eukaryota, Metazoa, Chordata, Crocodylia, Alligatoridae. The record is from RefSeq and is a predicted model, not a curated record.
AUGUUAUGCCGGGGGUUCAGUUCCCUGCACACUACAGCCGAGCCGGUGGUAGUGCCGCCUCCAGCCGCGGGGCGCGGGGUCCGCAUCGUGGUGGAGUACUGUGAACCCUGUGGGUUUGAGUCGACGUACCAGGAGCUGGCGAGUGCAGUGAAAGAAGAGUACCCAGACAUAGACAUCGAAUCCAGGCUUGGGGGGAAAGGUGCCUUUGAAAUUGAAAUUAAUGGGCAGCUUGUCUUCUCCAAACUAGAGAAUGGUGGCUUUCCAUAUGAGAAAGAUCUGAUUGAAGCAAUAAGAAGAGCCAGGAAUGGAGAACCCUUAGAGAAAAUCACCAACAGUCGUCCUCCAUGUGUCAUCCUGUAGCCUUGGCAGUACUGCCCUUGUCCAUUCCUGUGCUCUGAUCACCUUCAGUCCCACUUGUCUACUCUUAUUUCAUUAUCUUGCUGCUUCUCCCUUUUCUGUCUUCUGGCUUAAUUAGUUUGCUCUGUCGCUGAGCAGUGUCAUGUAUGGAACAGAAUUGAAGGUAACAUGAAUUGCUAAUGCUGUAUAAAGAGCCUUGUGAUAAAUGGAGCUGUUUCACAGGUUGGUUGUGGGGGUGGGUAUUAUUGGAAAUGGAUCCUGAGAACUUAUGAUGCAGUGCUCUUAGUGUGUUGGAUACCGAUGAGUGGAACCUGUCUGUUAACCUGUCUCACCUUAGACACCUAUACAAGUCCCAGAGAGAAGGAGAGUAUGGGCUUCUCCUCCUUCCUCCCAGCCCCAGCAUUUUUUUGUACCUCUAUCAGUUAUUUUUCAACCCUCCUUUAAUAUCCAAGUAGGAUAUUCUCCUACUUCUUGAGCACAUGAGGAGAACACUUCCUGGCUCACUGCCACCCUCCCUUAGAAUCCUCAUGGCUUGAGGGUCCCUAAGAGAGACCUGAAUGCUGCCCCGCUCCAACUCCCAACAGAAGUUGUAGUAGACACUGUGAGAAAGCUUUGCCUGGCAUUGGGGUCUGAUGAAGGGCUGCUUUCUGUAGGAGAUAAAGGUGACCGUCUAGGGCCUUCUGCAGCGAAAUGACCGAAGCUUUGAAGGCCUGUUGGUAGAAAUCUGCCCAUAAACUAAACCACAGAAGAAAUUAAUUUUUCUUAAACUCUGAACGCUACAGUUAAUUAUUAAAAUCCUCUUCAUCACUGUUUAAACCAGUGCUAAAGCAGGAUCAACUAGACAGUAAGGGUUUUUUGGAUGGAAACAUUCUUUUCUGAAUUGUUCUCCUCCUGAGGGUACCUUAUGUGAGUGACUCUUCUAAUUGACCAUAUGCGUCUGCAAAAAUGAGCCCUUCUUCUUUGUUCUAACACCCAAUUUUCACAUUGCUAUUGUGUCAGGACUUUGCCCUUUGACACUGAAUGUCAGCAGGGGGAAUGAGCAAGAUAAAAGUGCUAAGUGACUUGAGAGACAUGCUAGCAUUAAAGAACCUGGUGGUGCCAAUGAAAUUCUGAUUACCCGGCAACUAAUUUAUGCUUUGAGAUAAGGGAGGGUGACUCUAUUUAUUAUAUACUGUGUAUAAAAAGAGCCAGUAAUAAAUGCAAAUCGGAGUAAAA